GGGGAGGAGGAAAGAGGACCGUGUCGGUGGGAUGGUCCGGAAAUCCUGUGAUAAAGAGAGGGGCACAGAGGAAAAGUAGGAAGAAGCUCUGGACUCAUUCACUUUCCCCGCCCACCCUACACCGGCAACUUCACCGGCAGCCCUCAGGCACAUGCUCGCUGACCGGAGCCUUUAGGAGCGGGGCGGAAAGGAGAGGAGCCGCUGCCGCAGCCACCUGCCUCCGGUCCGGCACAGCGCAGGCUGCCUUCUAAGGUUUCCUGGUCUCUGUGCAUGUGAGGUGUGAAGGUGGGCAGCACCCCAAAGCCAUCACCAUGGAUUUUGUUAUGAAACAAGCUCUAGGAGGGGCUACCAAAGACAUGGGGAAGAUGCUGGGUGGGGAUGAGGAGAAAGACCCAGAUGCUGCCAAGAAAGAAGAGGAACGACAGGAAGCCCUCAGGCAAGAAGAAGAAGAGAGAAAAGCCAAAUAUGCCAAGAUGGAGGCUGAAAGAGAAGUUAUGAGACAAGGUAUUCGAGACAAGUAUGGGAUAAAGAAGAAGGAAGAAAAAGAAGCAGAGGCCCAGGCCGCACUGGAAGCUGAUGCUGAAGGGACUCUGACACGCCCAAAGAAAGCGAUCCCUCCUGGCUGUGGGGAUGAGGAGGAGGAGGAAGAAGAGAGCAUUCUAGACACAGUCAUCAAAUACCUACCAGGGCCCCUGCAGGACAUGUUCAAGAAGUAAUAGCUGCAGACUGUUAGAUGGGCAUAAACAGUACUGCAAAGGAUUUCUCUUUUGCCCAAUGGGGAUUUACAAUCUUGCCAUCCAUCAUGCAGACCUCCCCACCUCUGCCCUCUACUGCUCACUAGGAGUCCCUUUGCUUCUCAUUCUCUUCUGACUGCCUCUCCCUUCCCUCCACCCCAAGUCUCAUCCAUUCCUUUUUUGUACAUAGUCACAUCCAGUAGAUGCCUCUGAAUGGAUAUAAAGAUUAAAAAGCUGCAGACUACACAACUUUUAUUAUAAGCCAUAGUACUAUGUAUGUUAAAUAAGACAACUGUACAUUAAGCAUAGAAAAGGAACAACCUUAUCUGCAUUUCCAUCCAAAGCAGAAAGGAGUGUUCACUAGGUGUGAAAAGUGGUCUCCUCUAUAAUUUUAUUUUAUUCUCUUUUUAUUAUUAUUGAUAAUAAUUAUUAGUCAUUAUUAUUAAUGUUCUGGUUGAUUGGCUCACAUUAACCAUUUGUUGUUGAGCAUAUCUGCCCUUGGAAGGGCUAUCUCAGUCCUCCCAUGGAAGCAGAGAUUUUCUGUUUUAAUUCCAUCACUGGCAUAAAUAAAUCAUAAUUUGGAAGGUAAAUCACACAUGACUUACACAGCUGACAUCACUCAGAACUGUGGAAGAAGUGAGUCAUCUGCCCUCAGAUGCUGAUGGAAGUUAAAUGCAUCAGAAUCUAAGCAAGAAUCAUGUUACUUUGAGAAUUAGCCAUACACUUAACUUGAAAGAGAAGAUUUGGUCAGAUAGUUGCCAUAUAGAGAGCUGAAACCACAGGACUGGUUUAGGCAGUGUGGUACUUUAGUAGAGGACCUUCCCAACCCCUUUCAAGCCAAUGAGCAAGUACAUAGGCUGCUCUGAUCAACUAAGCUUCCUCCUUCUGCCCAGUGCCAUAUUGAACUGUCCCAUUGUCAGAAGUGCUUACAGGAUGGACAUUUGGUUUCCAAUAUAUUGUUGCGGCUGUGUCUUGCCCAACCAUUCCUGCAGUGUGUGAGAGAGUUUAUGCAAACAUCUCAGUAUGCUCCUGAACAAAAAAUUUUAAAAGAUAUUCAUCAUCUUUUCAGGUAAGCAGAAGAAAGCUGUACCAUGGUUAAGGCAGUGAGCUUGUGAACUCUCAGCCUUUUAGCAGCAUCUCUUAUAAUAGGGAAAAAAUAUUACGAAAGAGAAGAAAUGUAUUUAUUUUGCCCUGCUUACCCAAUUCUUAUUCAGCUAUGAUAGUCCUUGCAUCUUUGCAAAUAACUUCAACCAUGAGUUUCUGCUAAAUCCAAUGUGGAGGCUGAGGAAGUUUAACUGAUCUACAAGCCAGAACCAGCUGAUAAAGGUACAAUUUAUUUCAGAUUGAUUCUACAAACAAGACAUGUUCAUUCAAGUACAAGUUGCCAAGGGCUUCCCAGAGGAAAGAGAGGGCAGGUUUUACUCUUUUGAAUAAUGUCAGUGGGUUUUUGCCCUAACUUUCAUUUAAAGCAAGGUAUGUGUCUCCCUGCCUAAGACUUUAAUGACCCAGAACACUCUCUAUCUCUGAAUCAAUGCUUGGGUUUAGCAUAGGAGUGUUGAGCAAUUUACCAUUUUCUAGGGAGUGUCCUACUCAUCUCAUGCAAAUUCAGCAACUAGUAAUUUGAGCCUAUUUAAGUAAACCUCACAGAACUGAAAACUCUUCUCCUGUCACAAAGGCAGCAACUGUUUUUGAUGCUCUGCCACAGAAGGAACUAAAUCCAACACCUCUGAAAGCUAAUAGGCAGAGGCUGGCUCUUUGCUUCAGCCACUUAUUGGUAGUGAAAUCUUCUAGCCCAGACCACACUGACACACUGACAUCAACACUUUUGAAAUGCUCUAACUAAUCUCUGCGGCCUGUGUCCUCUAAUAUAAAAGUAGAACCAGCGGAAAUGUGCCCCUGCUAAAAGGAAUACAUCCAUUCAUGUUUUCCCCUGGUCUUGUGCUGGAGAACUCUGCAAACAAACAUACAAAAAAAGAGUAUGAGCUCAUUCUGCUUUGGCUUUUCUCUACUACUUGCUUGUUGGCCUUUCCCUAGGCCCCAUCACUGACUCAUUUCUUCAUCCAACCAAAUACUGUUCCUGAUACAGCAUCAGAAUUUUCUGCCUGGUAUCCUUGCAGAAUGAUACUGGCAGUUGUUUGUUUUCACAGUCUCCCAGGCAGCUUGAUGUACCUGUAUGUGAAUGUAUGUGUGAAAGAUGAAGAAAAGGGAGAAGAAAGGAAGAAACAAGAGAAAGGAAGAGUGUUUGGUACUAUUUUUUCUAACUGUGCCUCAGAAGCUGUGCCAUUGAAUGACUGGUCUAAGUCAGGACCUUGUGUGGCCUGUGCUCACAUUUCAUAAGCAUGUAGUGCUAUCUCUGGGAUCAGAGCAUUAAAAUUACUGCUUUUAUGGGCUGAGCUCCUGAGCUGUAUGAACAUCUGGAUACAAACCCAGAAGAGGGCCAUAAGAACUCUGUGCUGAGUUUGUUAGGCCUCAUGCCAGGCUCACAGAGCAGGAGGAAAAAGGAAAGUAGUUUAUUAAACAAUAUUUGCCAAGUCUUUUUCAUUGUGGGACCUUAUCAGCCAUCCAUGUCAUCCCUUCUGUACCUCAGCUCUCUACACCUGCAUCAGCCCUUCCUUCAUGGACAGCAGAGAGUUCAGCCAGGUGUGAGCUGGUAGGUACCAUUUUAAUUUUUCUUUCAAUAAAGAAACAUGACAGAAGAUCUACCACAGGUACUGGACAGGUUUUGCUUGGGUUUGCCUCACAUAACCGUUGGUAACUUGCAUGAGUUCUGGACCUGUCCUCAAAUCAGUCCACUGUUCCUGAAGUGCUUAAGCCAUGCUGAACAGACUCGAGAGUAGGCACUCUCCCCUCCCUUCUGCCUAUCCAUUUCUCUUCCCACUCUGAACUGGCAACAUGGGACACAGACACCUUUGGCUCAUGUACAGAUGCGAGAAGCAUUGCCUCAGACACUUUCCCUCUCAGCACUCUAGCAGGUGUUGAAGCACUUAAACAAGACCAAAGAGAAGCAUGGUUCAUUGUUUGGAUUCUGAAUAUCUCUUUGUCUUCCCAUGACAUUGUUUUAUUUGUGUCACUGGUCUGUUCAAUCUCAGGUAAAUGAGGUAUUUUGGGUUUUUUAACUAGUUUUUAUUUACACAAAAAGGUUGGUGGCUAGACACUGCAGCCAUUUUCCUUCACAGCUCCAAGAACUUACUGACUAGUAAAGAAAAAGUCAAAGGACCUCCACAUUUGGAGGGUAAAUGAUUUAGUUUGCCAUUGACCUUGUGUACUCAUAUUUAUAUUUAGAGAAAGCCAUAUGAAAUCAGACUGCAAUAUUAAUUAUGAAUGCUACUCUUGUAUUUAAAAUAAAUUAAAUACAAAUUCAUGUGCUAAAUCACUUUGGAGUUCCUCUGUCCAUGUUUCUAGUACCAUAUGUUGGCUUAGGUCCCUCCCAGCCCCUCUCCUUCAUCAAGAAAGUCCAUACCAAUGCUUCCGAAUACAUCUUUUUGGCAAGCUUACUGUGCUUGAAUAAGCAUUGUUAGAAAUUAGUCUUAGUUAGAAAUCAGCGUGAUGUCUUAUGUAUCUGAAAGUUGUCUGUAUCUGUUCUGAAUAUGUUAUUGAGAUAACUGUUUCUUCAUGCACUGAAUUAGUAAAUUGUUUCAGUAAUGUCAUUAAAAAAUUACUUGUUUUCUCUCCUUCUCUCUCACACACACAGAACAAAUUCAACAUAGCCAUGCAUUUUCUAGUAGAAAUGCUCCCCAGCUUUCUUUCAGAUGCAUGCAGUACUCUCCAAGCAACUAGAAGAUGACUUAGAGACUUUGUGAAUAUGAAUUUCAUUUGUUAUUUGCCUGCUACUUUUUCCUGCAUGAUGUGGGUAAAUGGUAUGAUGUUCUUUUAAAAUGGAAUCACAGCCAAUAAAAAAACUCAGUGAUUUCAUACA
This is a messenger RNA of Tyto alba (common barn owl), 4650 nucleotides long. RefSeq names its product complexin 1 (gene CPLX1). Gene Ontology annotation, biological process: regulation of neurotransmitter secretion; synaptic vesicle exocytosis; neurotransmitter transport. NCBI's taxonomy places the organism in Eukaryota, Metazoa, Chordata, Aves, Strigiformes, Tytonidae. Gene Ontology annotation, cellular component: terminal bouton; SNARE complex. The transcript has 4 exons. Bases 312 to 716 code for a protein of 134 amino acids. The record is from RefSeq and is a predicted model, not a curated record. Gene Ontology annotation, molecular function: syntaxin binding.